UAUGAGUCUUCACGUGGUUGAUCCUCAAAGACAACAUAAUAACUCAAUCUCGAGAGUAAGUUAUAAACUUACCAAGUCAUGGAUCACCACAUCUAUCUUCAUUUUCGUCUUCUUCAUCAUCCUCCUUGGUGCUUCUCUAGGCUGGAUGGAUUUGUUUUUAUUGAGUGGAAGUAGAAUCAAAGUGACACCAAUAUUCUCAAGAAACACCAACGUCAAUAUUCCCAAGAACACACUCACUCCACCACUCAACUACACAUUGCAAUGCUCUCUAUACAAGAACAUAACAAAACAAACGUGUCCUGCAAGCUACCCGGAGAAAGCGGACCCUAAGGACGAUCCAGAGACUUGUCCAGAUUACUUCAGGUGGAUCCACAAGGAUCUUGAACCAUGGCGUGAGACAGGAAUCACUCGAGAGACGCUAGAGAGAGCGAGUGAUAAAGCACACUUCAGGCUAAUUAUAAAAGGAGGAAGAGUGUAUGUGCAUCAAUACAUGAAAUCAUUUCAGACAAGAGAUGUUUUCACAAUAUGGGGAAUAGUUCAGCUUCUAAGGAUGUAUCCUGGCCAAGUACCUGAUCUUGAGCUUCUCUUCUUGUGCCAUGACUUUCCUGAAAUAUGGAGAAGAGACUAUAGGCCAAGACCAGGAGUCAAUGUGACGUGGCCACCUCCUCCACUCUUCCAUUACUGUGGCCAUGCCGGUGCUUUCGACAUUGUCUUCCCCGAUUGGAGCUUCUGGGGAUGGCCGGAGAUUAACGUAAAGGAGUGGAACAAAUUAUCGGAGGCAAUAAGUGAAGGGGCUAAGAAGGUGAAGUGGGAAGAGAGAAAACCUUACGCAUAUUGGAAAGGGAAUCCUGGAGUUGCCAAGCUCAGAAGAGACCUCAUGAAAUGUCAUGAUCCCAUGGUUCAUCUCUAUCAUCAGAAUUGGAGGAGAGAGGGCAGGAUUGGGUUUAGGACUUCAAACCUAGAAGAUCAAUGCACCCACAGGUACAAGAUUUACGUAGAAGGAAGGGCUUGGUCGGUGAGCGAAAAGUAUAUAUUAGCUUGUGACAGUAUGACUCUUCUUAUAAAGCCAUUUUACUUUGACUUCUUCACUAGAAGCUUAGUUCCAAUGGAACAUUAUUGGCCUAUUAGACCUCGUGAAAAAUGUAGUGACAUCAUCUUUGCCGUCCAUUGGGGCAACAACAAUACCAAAAAGGCGAAAACUAUAGGGAGAAAUGGGAGUGAGUAUGUACUUAAGAAUCUACAAAUGAAGUACGUGUAUGACUACAUGUUGUAUCUAUUGCAAAGCUAUGGGAAGUUGAUGAACAUGAAUGUACAAGUGCCUGAAGGAGCCAAGGAAGUGUGUUCGGAGAUAAUGGCGUGUCCGAUCAACGGAGGUCGAGUGAGACAAUGUAUGGGCGACUCAUUGAUUAUGUUUCCGAGCGUUAAGGGCGCUUGUGAGAUGCCUCCACCAUUUGAAGAAGAUGAGCUCAAGAAGUUUCUAGAGAAGAAAAAAAGUGUUGAGAAGGAAGUUGAGAAGUGGACUAAUGAGUACUGGGAGGAACAAAAGAAGAAACAUAUCAACAUUACUCGAUGAUGGCUAUUGGCUAUCUAUACAAAAAGAAAUAUUCAAAACAUCACUUGGUGUUUAAGAUUUACUUUUAAACAUAAUUCACAAUUUGAUCCAUCUGACAAUAUUCUCUCAAUGCCCCCAAAUUCCAGUAUAA
Messenger RNA from Eutrema salsugineum, 1703 nucleotides. RefSeq names its product O-glucosyltransferase rumi homolog. Lineage: Eukaryota; Viridiplantae; Streptophyta; Magnoliopsida; Brassicales; Brassicaceae. The record is from RefSeq and is a predicted model, not a curated record. The transcript is spliced from 6 exons. The coding region runs from base 2 to 1573 and encodes 523 amino acids.